Messenger RNA from Bipolaris victoriae FI3, 1197 nucleotides. RefSeq lists its product as hypothetical. The record is from RefSeq and is a predicted model, not a curated record. Gene Ontology annotation, biological process: ubiquitin-dependent protein catabolic process. Lineage: Eukaryota; Fungi; Ascomycota; Dothideomycetes; Pleosporales; Pleosporaceae. Gene Ontology annotation, cellular component: cytoplasm; proteasome regulatory particle, lid subcomplex; nucleus. The coding region runs from base 1 to 1197 and encodes 398 amino acids. The transcript is spliced from 4 exons. Gene Ontology annotation, molecular function: endopeptidase activator activity; ubiquitin binding; proteasome binding.
AUGUCCAUUCAGCCACUGAUCACCUUCAAGGCCGGCCAGUGCGAGCUCACGCGCCGAGAUGGCAACCAGCAGACGGUCAAGCCAAUCCCGACACCUGGUUACGUCUACCUUUACCAGGGAGAAGAUGAAUUCGUGCACUUUUGUUGGCGACCCCGCGACAGGCCCCUCGACCAGUCCGAGCUUGACCUCAUCAUGAUCCCCGGCGACGGCUCCUUCCUCCCAUACACUGGCAAAGAGUCAGCAGAGGACUCGGACAAUCUCAGAUCACCUACCGAUGGCCGCAUCUACGUUCUCAAGUUCUCGUCCAGUUCACAGCGCUACCUCUUCUGGUUACAAUCCAAGUCGGAACACCCACGUGGUGCCGCAUGGUUCAGCGAGCGUGAUCAAAAGAUUGGUCAAAUCGUUGACCUGCUACUGACAGGCGAGGAAAUCGAUGUGCAGGCUGAACUUGCCGGUCUCUCCGACCCACACGGCGGCAACGACGAAGACGAGACGAUGGAAGACGUAGACCAUUCAUCUAGCCGAAACCGCCACGGUAGCACCGGAGGCGCUGGAGCGGAUGCUACCGGUGGAGAUAUCCGAGAGGAGGGUGAAGAGUCCCGUGAAGGAGGUGCUGACGGCGGCAGAGCAGCCGCGUCAGGCGAUGUCUCAGCAAUUGUCUCCAACUUCAUGGACUCGCUCAAAGGCAGCAACAUGGGCGGCGGCAGCAGCUCGCGCCAACAAGGUUCCGGCGCACCCUUCACCACGCUCCUCGAUCUUCUCUGGCCCUCGCACACCGUCCCCACCGUUCAAAACGCAUCAGAUGACAUCAUCGACGCUCUCUGCGCCCAACUCCCCACCACGCCAUUCCUCCUCGAAGCCGAAGUCGAAGACGUCGAACAAAUCGAUCCAAACUCUGAGACCGCCCAAAUGGCUAUCCAGACGCUGAGCCGCGAGGAGAAAAUCGACGUUCUCACCAGGAUUCUGCGCGCACCACAAUUAAGGGCUGCGCUGGGUAGUCUGACUGAAGCGCUCAAGACGGGUGCGUUGCCGACGGUUAGUCAAGCCCUGAAAGUUGAUGUUGAGAACGGGGGUUACAUGAGGGGUGGCGCUAUGCCACUAGGUGGCGGAGAUGCGGUCAAGGCGUUUUUGGAUGGUGUGAAGAAGACGGUGGAGAAGGAGAAGAAGAAGGGUGGUGAUGAGAUGGAUACGAGCUAG